Lotus japonicus is the source of this 1803-nucleotide messenger RNA. RefSeq names its product tubulin beta-1 chain-like. The transcript has 3 exons. The coding region runs from base 302 to 1639 and encodes 445 amino acids. Gene Ontology annotation, molecular function: structural constituent of cytoskeleton; GTP binding; GTPase activity. NCBI's taxonomy places the organism in Eukaryota, Viridiplantae, Streptophyta, Magnoliopsida, Fabales, Fabaceae. Gene Ontology annotation, cellular component: microtubule; cytoplasm. Gene Ontology annotation, biological process: microtubule cytoskeleton organization; mitotic cell cycle. The record is from RefSeq and is a predicted model, not a curated record.
ACAUUUCAUAAUAAAAUCACAAUUCACAGUUUGACUAGCAAUGUAGAAGCCUGCGGCGGUGCAUGCAGCACCUUACAAAUGGCACUCAUUCAUUCAUCCACUGUCGGAUCUCAACCACAACCUCUCAAUCAUCCUAACCCUUAAUUUUGCAAGGGCACUCAUGUCCUUCCAAUUUACACACCACUAUAAAUGUAAGUAACCAACCUUGCUUCUUCCAAGUCCAAGCUACUCUUGUGGUUAGUUACAGGGAGAGCCAGUGACAGUUGAAAAGCUACUCGAGUUCUCAUAUUAAAUCCAGAAAAUGCGUGAGAUUCUUCACAUUCAGGGAGGGCAGUGUGGGAACCAGAUAGGAUCAAAGUUCUGGGAAGUGGUGUGUGACGAGCAUGGGAUUGACCCCAUAGGGCAGUACGUAGGGAACUCAGAACUUCAACUUGAAAGAGUGAAUGUUUAUUACAACGAGGGCAGCAAUGGACGUUACGUGCCACGGGCAGUGCUGAUGGACCUUGAGCCUGGCACCAUGGAUGCUGUCCGGACCGGCCCUUAUGGCCAGAUUUUCCGGCCGGAUAACUUUGUUUUCGGGCAGUCGGGUGCUGGCAACAAUUUCGCCAAGGGACAUUACACUGAGGGUGCUGAGCUCAUUGACUCUGUUCUUGAUGUUGUCAGGAAGGAGGUUGAGAAUUGUGACUGCUUGCAAGGAUUUCAAGUGUGCCACUCUCUUGGAGGGGGAACAGGUUCUGGAAUGGGAACUCUGCUCAUAUCAAAGAUGAGAGAGGAAUACCCGGAUCGAAUGAUGCUUACCUUCUCUGUCUUUCCAUCUCCAAAGGUAUCAGACACAGUUGUGGAGCCUUAUAAUGCUACCCUUUCUGUUCACCAGUUGGUGGAGAAUGCCGAUGAGUGUAUGGUCCUUGAUAACGAAGCACUGUAUGAUAUCUGCUUCAGGACCCUCAAGCUCACUACCCCAAGCUUUGGAGACUUGAAUCAUUUGAUAUCAGCAACAAUGAGUGGAGUUACAUGUUGCUUAAGAUUCCCGGGUCAGCUCAACUCAGACCUGAGGAAGCUAGCUGUGAAUUUGAUACCAUUUCCAAGACUUCACUUCUUCAUGGUGGGUUUUGCUCCCCUGACAUCUCGAGGAUCACAGAACUACCGUGCCCUUUCUGUCCCGGAACUGACACAGCAGAUGUGGGAUGCCAAGAACAUGAUGUGUGCAGCUGAUCCGCGCCAUGGUCGUUACUUGACAGCCUCAGCUGUGUUCAGAGGAAAAAUGAGCACAAAAGAAGUUGAUGAACAGAUUAUGAAUGUGCAGAACAAGAACUCAUCCUACUUUGUUGAGUGGAUUCCCAACAAUGUUAAGUCCAGUGUCUGUGACAUCCCACCUAGGGGCCUUUCGAUGGCUGCAACUUUUGUGGGGAACUCAACUUCUAUACAGGAGAUGUUUAGGAGAGUGAGUGAGCAAUUCACAGCCAUGUUCAGGAGGAAAGCCUUCUUGCACUGGUAUACGGGAGAAGGAAUGGAUGAGAUGGAAUUCACUGAAGCAGAGAGCAACAUGAAUGACCUUGUUGCUGAGUAUCAACAGUACCAGGAUGCCUCAGCUGAUGAAGAAGCUGAUUAUGAAGAUGAAGAAGAGAGUAUACAAAGCUAAAGAUGUUCGACCAACCUAAUGCUUCUCAUGCUGCAAGCAGUAUUUAAUCGUUGAUGUUAAGUUCUUUGGCUUUCUAAAUGUUUGUCCAGUUUGUGGUAGCUGCAGAGAUUGCAGUUCACAUGUUUUAUGCGCUCAACUAUACUUACCUCAUGGUGUUUAUCUGA